CAUGAGCCGUGAAACACAUACAUUUCACGGUUUGGAUUUUUAGAAACGCCUCUAGACAUCGCACACAAGCAAGCAGAUAUAGUAUGCGCGUGAGUGUAUGAACCAUGCCGGAAAAUUCCGUUGAAUGUAGUUGAAUGAGAAAAUGCCAUCGUCAAAAGAGUUUUCUUCUCUUGAAAAAGGAAAAAUUUUCAUUGCUCGCUUCUAUGCUAUUAGGAAAUUCAACAUUGAAGUAGUGGAAAGUGAGAAGGUUUUUUCGGAAGUGAAAUAAAAAAAGCGAGAAAAAUUAAACAAACCCAAACGAAAGUAGACAGUCACAAUCGGUGAAAUAAACAAACAAAAAUGCUCGUUCCACCGCAUAUGAUUGAAGAACAAUCGAAAAUAAUUUAUCAAAUUAACAAGUAUUAUGUCGAGCGAGUUCAAACGCGAAUGUCAAUUAUUGAUAAAACAAUCAGAGAAAUUUGCCAAAUUGUGCAGGACAUCUUAAGGGAAGUUGAAGUGCAGGAACCGAGAUUCAUUUCUAGCUUAUCUGAAUGCAAUGGCAGGUAAUAAAAGCGAAAUAAGGAACUUUAAUUAUUGUUUAGAUUCGCUUAACUCACUCAAAGUCGUACAUAUUUCAGAUAUGAAGGAAUCGACGUGGUAUCGCCAAAUGAAUUUGAAAUUGUUUUAUAUCUCAAUCAAAUGGGUGUCUUUAAUUUUGUUGAUGAUGGAACUUUGCCUGGAUGUGCUGUCUUAAAACUCAGUGAUGGACGAAAACGAUCAAUGUCACUAUGGGUUGAAUUCAUUACAGCAUCUGGCUACCUUUCAGCACGAAAAAUUCGAUCUCGUUUUCAGACACUCGUCGCACAAGCAUGCGAUAAAUGUGAAUAUCGUGAUUUGGUUAAGAUGGUUGCCGAUACGUCUGAUGUUAAAUUAAGAAUUCGCGAGCGUUAUGUUGUGCAAAUUACACCAGCAUUUAAAUGUUCAGGUAUAUGGCCCCGAUCUGCAUCACACUGGCCUAUUAUGAAUAUUCCAUGGCCACAUCCAAAUCUUGUUGCUGAGGUUAAAAUGGAAGGUUUUGAUCUUCUGUCGAAAGAAAGUGUAAUUUUUCAAGGAAAAAAUGCGAAUAUGGAAGGCGAUAGCUGGAUUUUAUCAUUCAAUGAAGCUGAGAAUCGUUUACUUCAGGGCGCCUACAGAAAACGCUGUUUAAGUAUCUUAAAAACUCUUCGAGAUCGUCAUCUUGACUUGCCAGGCAAUCCCAUUACAGCCUAUCAUUUAAAAACUCUUUUACUAUAUGAAUGUGAAAAACAUCCACGAGAAAUGGAAUGGGAUGAAAAUUGCUUGGGUGAUCGAAUCAAUGGAAUCUUUCUUCAGCUCAUUUCUUGUUUGCAAUGUCGUCGCUGUCCACAUUAUUUCCUACCAAGUUUAGAUCUUUUUAAAGGUAAAUCACCGACAUCCUUAGAAAAUGCAUCGAAACAUGUAUGGCGAUUGUCACGAGAAAUGUUGACAAGUACGAGAGCUUUAGAAAAAUUAUAAACAGAAUUUUAGUUCAAACUUUAAAAAAGGAUAUGCUGAUUGGGUCAAUUUAAAUAAGUUUGCAGGAAAUUGAAGCUUUUCAUCCCUACGACAAAAAUUAAAAUUUCAUGUGAUUAUACUUUGUUUCGCUUUAAUUUGAAUUUUUUGAUUUAAAGUUAUGUUAAAAUAGGCUUAAAAAGUAACGUAGAGGUAUAGUGAGUAUUAAAACAGCAGAGAGAUGCUGAGUUAGUGUAUACGUUGAAUUAUUCAUAAGAUAUGAUAACUAAGAAGAAUAAGUAUUGAUUAUUUUGCAUGUAUACGACAACAAAACAAAAUUAUACGACAAAAGUUCAUUAAUAUUACGCUAGUCUAGUCUUUUUAAAAAUAUAUUAUCAACUGUAGAGAGGAAAUAAUAGGUAUUUGCAAUUUAAAAAUUAUGAAACCUA
Messenger RNA from Chironomus riparius, 1937 nucleotides. The record is from the annotation of a GenBank genome assembly. Lineage: Eukaryota; Metazoa; Arthropoda; Insecta; Diptera; Chironomidae.